Molecule: messenger RNA, 18180 nt
Organism: Scophthalmus maximus (turbot)
Lineage: Eukaryota; Metazoa; Chordata; Actinopteri; Pleuronectiformes; Scophthalmidae
Gene: cacna1c
Product: calcium channel, voltage-dependent, L type, alpha 1C subunit
Exons: 51
Coding region: 889-7728 (2279 amino acids)
Biological process (GO): calcium ion import across plasma membrane
Cellular component (GO): membrane; voltage-gated calcium channel complex
Molecular function (GO): high voltage-gated calcium channel activity
Source: RefSeq, a predicted model, not a curated record
AGCAGAGGCAGAGAGGAGAGAGAGCUCGAACUCCCGAUCAGUGAGACACAGGCAGACAGACAGACAGGCUGACUGACAGACACACCGCCGGACCACCAUGGACUGGAUGAGGACAGAGAACUCCGUCUCCGGAUGAGACAGGACGGCCUGGCGUCUGUUUUUUGGGGGGACUCUGCUAUAGAUACGUGGAAUAACCGACAGCCCAUUGGGAGAUUUAACCCCGUGCUACCCGCGAUGGAAUAUUUGCUCACUUAUCAUUUCCUUGAAUUUCUCCUGUCCUCUUCCUCCUCCCUCCCCUGCCUCACCACCACCUCCACCUCCUCCUCUUCAUCCUCUCACAUUUUGACACGCUGCUGAAGAUGCGCACGAAUGCGUCUUUUGCGCACUUCCAUUGCGACCGCCACUGACAGCGCCCGUGCGUUCCACUCUUUCAUGAAACCCCUUUCUUUUUCUUUUUAAACACACCAAGGGAGAGGGAAGGGAGAGAGAGAGAGAGAGAGAGAGAGAGAGAGAGAGAGAGGUGUGAAUUGAAUUGAACGCGGUGCUGCUGGUCUCAUGUUUCUCGCCUAGGGCCCGGAUGUACCGAGGGAUGCACCGGUGCGUUUUCCCAACCGGUUCCGCCGAAAGCUCCCUCUUUUUUCUCGCCUUCACCUCCAUCAUGGGGAUUAGGUAAUAUUCACUCCAUCCGAAGAAACCCUCCCCAUAAAAUUAAAAAAAAAAAACCGGGAUACCCAAAACUGUCCGUGCCAGACAGUUCUUUUUUUCUCUCCCCCCCCCCCCCUUUUUUAAUUUCUUUAUUUUUGGGGGGCUUUUUUCCCCCCCUCUUGUUAUUUUCCCUCCUCCUCCCUCUCUUCCAUUCACCUAUAGGGAUAACGCAGGACUACAUUUAUGGUAAAUGAAAGCAAAAACAUGUACAUCCCGGAGGACACCCUUGAGAACCAUCAAGGCUCUGACUAUUCUCCUCCUCCCCCCCUGCCUCGGCCUCCUCCCCCCGGACUGACAAAUGAGCACACUGACGGCGGUAGCCAUGGUGACCAUGGUGGAGGAGGGGGCGGGGUCAACCACGGGGUGGGCGUGGUGGGCCUGGCUCCGGAGCACAUCGCCACACCGGGGGCGGCCCUGAGCUGGCAGGCGGCCAUCGACGCUGCACGGCAGGCGAAGAUGAUGGGCAAUGCCGCAUCGGGGGCAGCGGCGGGGCUCGGGUCGGGAGGGGGCGGGCCCAUCUCCACGGCCAGCUCCACGCAAAGGAAGAGACAACACUAUAGCUCAAAGCCCAAGAAACAGACAACGACGACAGCCACAAGGCCGCCACGGGCCCUACUCUGUCUCACGCUCAAGAACCCCAUCCGCAGGGCCUGCAUCAGCAUCGUAGAGUGGAAACCAUUUGAGAUCAUCAUCCUGAUGACCAUAUUCGCCAACUGUGUGGCCUUAGCUGUCUACAUCCCCUUCCCUGAGGAUGACUCGAACGCCACCAACUCCAACCUGGAGCGUGUGGAGUAUCUGUUCCUCAUCAUUUUCACAGUGGAGGCGUUCCUGAAGGUAAUAGCCUAUGGCCUGCUCUUCCACCCCAACGCCUACCUGAGGAACGGCUGGAAUCUGCUCGACUUCAUCAUCGUAGUCGUGGGGUUAUUCAGCGCAAUCUUGGAGCAGGCCACCAAGGGGGACGGAGCCACUCCUAUCGGAGGGAAGGCGGCAGGCUUCGAUGUCAAGGCUCUGAGGGCAUUCAGAGUACUCAGACCCCUCAGACUGGUGUCUGGAGUACCAAGUUUACAGGUAGUGUUGAACUCCAUAAUCAAAGCCAUGGUUCCUCUGCUCCAUAUCGCCCUGCUGGUCCUCUUCGUCAUCAUUAUCUAUGCCAUCAUCGGCCUGGAGCUCUUCAUGGGCAAGAUGCACAAGACCUGCGUUCACGAGCACAUAGGCACCAUCGCAGAGGAAAAGCCGGCACCGUGUGCACCAGACGUGGCUUAUGGUCGACACUGUAAACACAAUGGAACAGAGUGCAAAAUGGGAUGGGAGGGCCCAAAUGACGGCAUCACCAACUUUGAUAACUUUGCCUUUGCCAUGCUAACGGUGUUCCAGUGUAUAACCAUGGAGGGCUGGACAGACGUGCUAUACUGGGUGAAUGAUGCAGUAGAUUACAGGUGGCCCUGGAUCUAUUUUGUCACCUUAAUCAUCAUCGGAUCGUUCUUUGUGCUAAACUUGGUUCUGGGUGUGUUGAGCGGAGAGUUUUCCAAGGAGAGGGAGAAGGCCAAGGCUCGUGGUGACUUCCAGAAACUCAGAGAAAAACAACAACUGGAGGAGGACCUCAAGGGCUAUUUGGACUGGAUCACUCAGGCUGAAGACAUCGACCCAGAGAAUGAAGAGGAGGGCAUGGACGAUGACAAACCUAGAAACUUGAGCAUGCCAGCCAGUGAGAAUGAAUCAGUCAACACAGACAAUGCCCCCGGGGGAGAUGUGGAGGGUGAGACCUGCUGCACCCGCCUAGCAAAUAGGAUCUCCAAAUCCAAGUUCAGUCGCUACUCUCGGAGGUGGAACAGGCUAUGCAGAAGAAAGUGCCGGGCGGGCGUCAAAUCUCAAGUUUUCUAUUGGCUGGUCAUCUUCCUGGUUUUCCUCAACACUCUCACCAUUGCCUCUGAACAUCACCAGCAGCCUCAGUGGUUAACCGAUGUACAAGACAUAGCUAACAAGGUGUUGCUCGCACUCUUCACUGGUGAGAUGCUGUUGAAGAUGUACAGUCUGGGCCUUCAGGCGUACUUUGUUUCGCUCUUUAACCGCUUUGACAGCUUUGUAGUUUGUGGAGGAAUUCUGGAGACCAUUCUGGUGGAAACCAAGAUCAUGUCUCCUCUCGGCAUCUCUGUGUUACGCUGUGUGCGCUUGCUACGGAUCUUCAAAAUAACCAGAUACUGGAACUCACUGUCCAACCUGGUGGCCUCCCUGCUAAACUCUGUUCGCUCCAUCGCUUCCCUGUUGCUCCUGCUCUUCCUCUUCAUCAUCAUCUUCUCCCUGCUCGGCAUGCAGCUCUUUGGGGGAAAAUUCAACUUCGACGAGACCAGACGCAGCACCUUCGACAACUUCCCCCAGUCUCUGCUCACAGUGUUUCAGAUCCUAACCGGAGAGGACUGGAACUCCGUGAUGUAUGAUGGCAUCAUGGCGUAUGGUGGACCAUCCUUCCCUGGCAUGCUGGUCUGCAUCUAUUUCAUCAUCCUAUUCAUCUGCGGAAACUAUAUCCUGCUGAAUGUCUUCUUGGCCAUCGCUGUCGACAAUCUAGCAGAUGCUGAGAGUCUGACAUCAGCCCAGAAAGAAGAGGAAGAGGAGAAGGAGAGGAAAAAACUGGCCAGGCUCGCCUGUCCAGAGAAGCGCCAUAAUAACGAGAAGCCACCUCUGAAGGAGGAGAAGAAGGAGAAAAUAGAGCUCAAGUCCAUCACUUCGGACGGAGAGACCAACACUGCUACCAAAAUCAACAUGGAUGACUACUGUGGAGAUGAGAGUGAAGAGAAGAAUCCGUAUCCUGCAAAUGAUUACAUAGGAGAUGAAGAUGACGAGGAGCCAGAGAUGCCAGUGGGCCCGAGGCCGCGGCCACUCUCAGACAUUCAGCUGAAGGAGAAGGCCAUUCCCAUGCCUGAGGCCCGCGCUUUCUUCGUCUUCAGCCACACCAACAAAUUCAGGGUUCUGUGCCAUAAGAUCGUCAACCACAACAUCUUCACCAACCUCAUCCUCUUCUUCAUCCUACUCAGCAGCAUCAGUCUGGCAGCAGAGGACCCGGUUAAGAAUGACUCUUUCAGAAACCAGAUCUUGGGCUAUGCAGAUCAUGUCUUCACUGGACUCUUCACCAUAGAGAUCAUUCUGAAGAUGACAGCCUAUGGAGCCUUCGUCCACAAAGGUUCAUUCUGUAGGAACUACUUCAACAUUCUGGACCUGGUGGUGGUCAGUGUGUCCCUCAUCUCCUCUGGAAUACAGUCCAGUGCGAUUAAUGUGGUGAAGAUCCUGAGAGUUCUGCGAGUGCUCAGACCACUAAGGGCCAUCAACAGAGCGAAGGGACUAAAGCAUGUUGUGCAGUGCGUGUUUGUGGCCAUCAGGACCAUCGGAAACAUCGUCAUCGUCACCACGUUGCUCCAGUUCAUGUUCGCCUGUAUUGGAGUACAACUUUUUAAGGGCAAGUUCUUCUUCUGUAGCGACAGCUCGAAACAGACUCAGGCAGAUUGCAGGGGUUCCUACAUCAUGUAUAAGGACGGUGAUGUGGGGAAGCCUGAAAGAGCCAAUCGAAAUUGGGAGAACAGUGACUUUAACUUUGAUGACGUCCUGCAAGGCAUGAUGGCUCUGUUUGCUGUGUCCACUUUUGAGGGCUGGCCAGGGUUACUGUACCGCGCCAUAGACUCUCACGCUGAGGAUGUUGGGCCUGUCUACAACUACCGUGUGGUUAUCUCCAUCUUCUUCAUCAUCUACAUUAUCAUCAUUGCCUUCUUCAUGAUGAACAUCUUCGUCGGUUUCGUCAUUGUCACAUUCCAGGAGCAAGGGGAGCAAGAAUAUAAAAACUGUGAACUGGACAAGAACCAGCGUCAGUGUGUGGAAUAUGCCUUGAAGGCCCGUCCGUUGCGCCGCUACAUCCCUAAGAACCCCUACCAGUACAAGGUGUGGUAUGUGGUCAACUCCACCUACUUUGAGUACCUGAUGUUCACACUCAUCCUCCUCAACACCAUUUGUCUGGCCAUGCAGCAUCAUGGACAGACCAAACAUUUCAAUGAUGCCAUGAACAUCCUCAACAUGCUCUUCACUGGACUCUUCACUGUGGAGAUGAUCCUUAAACUGAUUGCCUUCAAACCUAGGGGGUACUUUAGUGAUCCCUGGAAUGUGUUUGAUUUCCUCAUCGUAAUUGGCAGCAUAAUAGACGUCAUUCUCAGUGAGAUCAACCCAGCUGACUCCUCCUCGUCCGCGUCCUCCUCCUCUACGUCCUCCUCCUCCUCCUCUUCCUCCUCUCACCCCCCUGUGGUAAGGCCAAUGGGACUGCAGAACUCUGAAGAGAACGCCAGGAUCUCCAUCACCUUCUUCCGGCUGUUCCGCGUGAUGAGGCUGGUGAAGCUGCUGUCUCGCGGGGAAGGGAUUCGGACCCUGCUGUGGACCUUCAUCAAAUCCUUCCAAGCUCUGCCAUACGUAGCUCUGCUUAUAGUGAUGCUAUUCUUCAUAUACGCCGUCAUCGGCAUGCAGAUGUUUGGUAAGAUAGCGCUGCGAGACCACACGCAGAUCAACAGGAACAACAAUUUCCAGACAUUCCCUCAGGCAGUGCUGCUGCUCUUCAGAUGUGCAACAGGUGAGGCGUGGCAGGAGAUCAUGCUGGCGUGCUCGCCCAGUCGACCGUGUGAGAAGGGAUCUACCAAUGAGCAAGGCUCGGCCCACGAGGACUGUGGCAGCCAGUUUGCCAUCAUUUACUUUGUCAGCUUCUACAUGCUCUGUGCCUUCCUGAUCAUCAACCUGUUUGUGGCCGUCAUCAUGGACAACUUUGACUACCUGACGCGUGACUGGUCGAUCCUGGGGCCACAUCAUCUCGAUGAAUUCAAGAGGAUCUGGGCUGAAUAUGACCCAGAAGCGAAGGGGAGGAUUAAGCACCUCGAUGUGGUGACUCUGCUGCGGAGAAUCCAGCCUCCCCUCGGCUUUGGAAAGCUUUGUCCCCACAGAGUCGCCUGCAAGCGUCUAGUGUCAAUGAACAUGCCUCUAAACAGCGAUGGAACAGUAAUGUUCAACGCCACACUGUUUGCCCUGGUCAGAACCGCACUCAGGAUAAAGACGGAUGGUAAUCUGGAGCAGGCCAAUGAGGAACUGAGGGCGAUAGUGAAGAAGAUCUGGAAGAGAACCAGCAUGAAGCUCUUAGAUCAAGUGGUGCCCCCUGCUGGCGAUGAUGAAGUAACAGUCGGAAAGUUCUACGCUACCUUCCUCAUCCAGGAAUAUUUCCGCAAGUUUAAGAAGAGGAAAGAACAAGGGCUGGUGGCUAAGGUGCCUCCCAAAACUGCCCUCUCUCUGCAGGCGGGCCUGCGGACGUUGCAUGAUAUUGGUCCAGAGAUUCGGAGGGCCAUCUCUGGAGACCUGACUGUGGAGGAGGAGAUGGAUAAAGGCCUGAAGGAGCCUGUGUCGGCUGCAUCUGAGGACGAUAUCUUCAGGCGUACGGGUGGGUUGUUUGGCAACCAUGUCAACUACUACAACCAGAGUGAUGGUCGCGGGUCCUUCCCACAGUCCUUCACUACCCAGCGUCCUUUGCAUAUCAGUCAGAAGGGCUCACCUUGUGAAGGCGAGAGCCCGUCCCACGAGAAGCUCAUGGACUCGACCACUUUCACCCCUUCAUCAUACUCCUCAUCAGGCUCAAACGCCAACAUCAACAAUGCCAACAACACUAGCAUGGUUGGGGUUGCGACCCAGGGCAUCAGUCGAUUCCCGAGCCCGUCCAUAAGCACUGUGGACGGGCACACAGGGCAGCCACUCACCCCCAUCCUGCUGCCAAGAUCAGCGUGGUGCUUUCCUCCAAAGAGCUCGGACUCAAGUGACAGCCGUCUGCCGAUCAUACGAAGAGGGGAGGAUUCGACGGAGGAGACGUACGACGAGAGCUACGGCGACGACAGGGAGUACCACGAGGACGACCACUCCCUCUCCUCUGACAUGCUAGUGUAUCAUGAUGAAGCGUGUAAGCAGUUGACUCCCAUGGAGGAAGGAGAAGACGUAGAGGACAGAAGAGGAGGAGGAGGGUGGCAGUCUCCCAGGAGAGUCUUCCUCUGCCCCACUUCUCUGGGGCGGAGAUCGUCCUUCCAUCUGGAGUGUCUCAGGAGACAGUCGAGGCCAGACGUCUCCCAGAAGACGGCUGUACCCUUACACCUCGUACAUCAUCAGGCGCUGGCAGUGGCAGGGUUGAGUCCUCUGCUAAGACGGAGUCACUCACCUACCCUCUUCAGCCGGCUGUGCUCGACGCCUCCAGCCAGUCCCACGGCCCAUGGCAGUGAUGCCUCGUACCGGCGAGUGCCCUCUCUAAGGCUAGAGGGCUCGAACUCCCAUGAAAAGCUCAAUACCAGCUUGCCCUCUGUCAACUGUGGGCCCUGGUACAGCGACAGUAAUGGGAACAGCCGGGGGCCUAGUCCCACCCCCAGCGGCUCAGUGUCCAAUCAGAGAGCACCACGGCCGGUGUCGCUCACAGUGCCCUCACUACUUGGAAAAGACUCCAGCUCACUGUAUCACGGCAGCGCAGGCAGUCUGGUGGAGGCGGUGCUAAUAUCGGAGGGUUUGGGUCAAUUCGCUCAGGACCCGUCAUUCAUCGAGGCAACCAAAGCCGAGUUGGCUGAUGCCUGUGACAUGACCAUCGAGGAGAUGGAGCACGCCGCCAACAACAUUCUCAAUGGCAACAGCACCACGAACGCCACGUCCAGCACCUCCUCCAACUCCCAGAACAGCCCCAACGGCAACCUCCUCCCCUUCCACACAGCAGCAGCAGCAGAAACGCACAGGGACAGAGUGGGCAGCUUGACUCCCAGCGAGGGCGGGGGAGAGGCCGGAGGAAGCAGAAGCUCCGUCCACGGGCCGUCCUCUAUGGAGGAACGGGAGGAGCUGCUAGCAGGGGGGAGAGGACAAGACGAGGAGGAGGAAGAGUUGGGAGAGAGGGAGGAGGGGCACCGCUCGGCUGUCAUUGGAGGAGAGCGGCAGAGGAACAGCGGACUGUUGGAGGACGAGGAUAUGGAGUGUGUGACGAGUUUGUAGGAGUCUGCUCGACGGGUUCGAUUGGCCAACUGGCCCCUCUGACAUCACCAGAGACUGACUCUUGUCAGUGCUGGGUAACAGCGCCGCGGCUGGCUCUGUCUGUCCCCACCCCUCACACACACAGACACACACACACACACACACACACACACUGUCUGCCUCUCUGCCAGACAUGACUGCUCUGGACAAUGGCCGCCAGUGACGCAACCUUAAACACCUGGUUACGACUUUGUUGGUUUAUAUGAGUUUGUAUGUGCGUGAAUGUUUGUAGUAAAGUGAACCGCACUAUACUCUAUACUAUCUGACUGUAUGCUUGUGUGUGUGUGGUCUAUGAUUUUCUCUAUUUGUACAUGUAGGUGUGUGCGUGUUUUCACCACACAUGUUCGAGUGUGUCUCUAAAGUGCCUCACAGUUUUAUCAUGUCCUCAGAGAGCGAUGAGCAGGAAAGUGGAGACGAGCAAAAACGACAAAGGAGAGUAGGAUGAAGGAAAGUUAGAAAGGAAACAACGCAGGCAGGAAGUCCUUUUUACUGAUUUCCUGCGGUCGAUAUAGUGUGUUUAUGAAUUUCAUUUCCUAUGCCUACCUUGGUGUUGUGUUAUUGUUGUUUGUCUGGCUGCCAUGAAGCCUGGUAGGGGACAGCAGACCAGCUUGUGGGGGGGUCAGUCAAGGAUUAGAAUCUGACCGCACCCACUUGAGGUCAAAAGUCAACUCCUUCCUACUUCACUGAUGAUGAAGCGCUGUAUUGAGUAAAACGGGGGCAAGGAAAACCCCGUUUGAAACGUCCUUUCUCCUCCUCUUCCAAAGCUAAGGAACCUUGGAGCACAGCCCUGCCAGCCUAGGGAUGGGAUUAAAGUGAGACACCACCCUCAGCCAAAGGGGGGAAGGAUUUGAGGGAUGGACCAACAGCAACAACUGUGCUGCUCAAGGGGGCCACGGGCAGAGAGAGACACUCUCUGCUCAACAGGAAGCCCUUUUUUUCCACCAGUCAAUAAUCGAGAGAUAAACUCGGCUCGUCAGUUACCUAGAUCGGGCUUCGCCUCCUCUGCCGCUUUUCCUUGUUUGGCCACACCCACUUCCUGCCCCAAACAGGAAAUGGGAGAAGCAUUUGGUGGCUAAGCAGAGGCAGCGAGCCCUCUUUUCUGCCUCAUACCUCGCCAUUCCUCACUGCUCCCUCACUCCUUCCUCCCUCCUCUUUGGUUAUUUAACCAUCCCUCACCCUCCAUCGCUGGGUUUUUGAUUUUUCAGCCCUCGGGGAGUCGUGUGUGUGAGUGUGUGUGAGUGUGUGUGUGUGUGUGUGUGUGUGUGUGAUGGCAGGGUGGAGGAGAGAAUGGGAGUGACCAAUUGAAAAGAAAACAGACUCUCGGCAUUGAUUUACACAGGAUCUGUCCGUCAAUCAACUUCACUUCCUUCUCCAAGACCCUCCUCUUCCUCAGCGUGGAACUCCAAUGGAUUUGCUGCCACACACUCUUUCUACAGACCACGUCCACUAUGUAUUUAACAGUUCAAUAUUGUGCAAAACUGGCUAGCCAUGACUAUUUUGUUUUAUAUUCAUGAUGUUAUUGGUUUAAUUUAUCCUUGGAUUUGUUUGCACAAUCGGGGUGCUGGUCUUACAAAUGUAUUUUUGCUUGGUUUAUUUUAGGAGAAUUUUAAGAGAUUUUAAGUAUCGAAGCAGGGCGUAGAGUUUGCGUACGAGUGCAUAACUAUAUUUCUGUGUGUGGGUGUGUCUGCAUUUUAGUACAGGAUGCAUGUGUGUGUGUGUGUGUGUGUGUGUGUGUGUGUAUGAGUGUGUGUGAUAGUGCGUGUAUCUAAAGGGGGGGGGUCUUUCUCUCUAUCAGUAUGCACCUUUUACAGAUUGUAUCUAUUUAUUUAUUUAUUUUUUCCCAGAAGAGAAAAAAAAUGUGUGCGAGGAUAUACGUUUGUGUGCGUGUGUGUGUGCACCUGUGUUUGAGUGGUUACUUAAGUAUUCUAAAAAGAUUUUAAGCCUAGACACUAAAUUAAGGUAGCAUUACAAGAGUGCGUGUGUGUGUGUGUGUGUGUGUGUGUGUGUGUCUGUGUGUGUGUGUGUCUGUGUGUGUGAUAAUGGGCCUCCUUAACACAGGGUUACCAUGGACAGGCAUGCUUCCAAAGCUUUGUGAUUUAUUCCCUUUGUUGUUGUUUUUUUUCUCCUUUUUAGCCAAGCUGCAGAGUCAGAAGCCACUUGAUCUUUUUAUGUAAUUACUCAUUACAUAACUUUUCCUUAUAUUGUUUUUGAGGGAUAGUUCAGCGUAUAGUCUCCAGCAAAGGACAGAGUGACCGGUGAAGUUUACAUUGGUGAUUGCAGCCCGGCCAGAAGUUAAGCCUCUCGGCAGCUGCUGCUGUUUUUCCUCGUCCUGGACGGUUGCUCUGAAAGGUAGAAGCACCUCAUUCCUACUGCCACAGUGAAGCUUCCAGAAUGAACUGGAGGUGGCGUCAUGUCCCGAUCGUUCAGCUAUCACACGCCAUCAUCACGUGAUCUUAUCAGAAAGUCGUGGACAAAACUUCAAAUGAAAUUAUUAGGGCUGGUGUAGAAAUGCUGCAAGACUUCACCUCUCUUUGUCUGAGGUGUGCUCAUAUCACAAAACAUCCCUCGCUCGCAUUGUUGGAGAUCGAUUGGAGACACGUUCUGUCUGUAAUGUAGUUUACUGGUAAUACUGAAUAGUGGAAAAUGAUAAUACAAACGGGAGAUUUCCUGAUGAUUGAUAAGAUACUUGGGUAAUUGGUGGAUAGGAGUCAGAAAACUGAGUCAGAGGGAAUAAGAUUUGUGGGAGAUCUCCUGGUCUGGUGUGAUUUUUUUCUUUUUUCCAUUGGCUUUCUCGGUAGCAUGCAGACGUGUUGACUGACCUUUCUCUAUUUUAGCUUGUCCCUUGAUUAUAGUGUGGAUUCGCUUAAGGUAUGGCCACAGUGUGCCAUAGCUAAGUAUCCUAUAGAGGCCUCGGUACUGGUACAGGUCUCACUUUGGUGUUAUAUCUUCUCCCAUUUCUGACGUCAGCAUCACAGCACUGUCACGUUUAUUAUCAUUAUGCCAACGACUUUAUAGUAUUUUAUAAAGGAUAUAACUCAAUUCAGAUCAAAAUGUUCAAAGGUUUUGCUAGAAAUUUUGGGAAAACUGGUUUUUCUAGCACCCCAGGCCUGAUGCAAAGUCAAAUACACACAAAGAAAGUAUUGACAGGUUGUAUCUUACCAGUGACCACAUGCAGAUACACAUUUAUCUUUGUGCAGCAGAAAAAGACUGUGUGAGAAGGUCGAUCGUACGUCAGGGUUAGAUCAUUUAAAACAAAUAGAUGCUGCCAAAGCCUUUGACCAGUCAGCAAUCUGUCUCAAAGACCAAAUUCCAUAAGUUAUCCCUCAAGAGAUCAGACUUUCAAACACAGUGAAUCCUCUAUGCUGAGCCCUCGUCCCUACACGUCAAGCAGAGCAGGUCUGUGGCAGCGAAGGGGUUAACGCGUGAACACACUGCCAUACACUGCAUUUCUGUGCCAGUAACAGACUUCUGACAUUAUUAUGCAAAUUAAAUGUGAAUUUGUGAAUGUUUUUUGGGGUUUUUUUCCAGUGGCAGUGCUCUCGUGGUUAUGAUCCCACCUGAAGAGAGAAAUCAAAAGUCUGUGUCGUCAAAGGAAAACCUUCCCUGUUUGUCUCUGGCUUCAUAGAAGCAGCUUAAGCAUUUCGUCCUUGCUUCCUUUCAGCAGCUCGUUCAAAAUAGACACUAUUCUUUAUUGAAAUGAUUUGGCACCAUAAGCUAACUGGGUACUUUAUGGCUCACAUCAGUUUGACUAUAAGCUCCUUUCUUUUUUUUUUGUCAGGCUUGAAGUCUUAAAGUUAGAACAGCGAAUGGGAGUAUAGUCACAUUUGUUCAUUUGUGUGCAAGGCAGGAUCCAGCUCCAGUGUUUAAACCACACAAUCUCACUUUGUACUUGGGUGAAUUUAAAUAAAUGAUCUAACACAGAACCACUCUCAGACUUGGCCCAGGUAAAAUUAGGAUGGGAAGGUUUCCGCAAGGUUUCAUAACUCAUUAUAGCCUUAGGUUUAAUAGUCAGUGAUCCCGAAACAUCCAUAUUGUUCCAUAUCACAUAAACAUGAAUGAUGCAUACAUGAAACUAAACUCAGUCGUAAUCCUUCACGGUGAUGUUCCUUAUAAAUGCUGAUUCAUAUUUCAUUGACACACACAGUGCAGAACCAGGCUUCGCUCUUUGGGUUCAAUGGCUUUUUGGUUUCAGCUUUUUGGUGAGAGAGACUCAGAGGUUUGUAGUGCCCCCGUGUGGAGUGGAGCAAUAGUGCAGUUUAGGUUUUUUUUGGUUAGUUUUUUGUCCGAGCAUGAACUAUGAGGUGUUGUGUUGCAGUAAAAUGGUAUGAGUGGGUGUAAUCUUGCAUCCCACCAGAUAUGCAAAAACAAUGCAAUAACUAUGACUGUAUACAAGGUUCCCGGAGUAAAUAUACUUGUGAAAGUGGGAGGGGAAGAAAAAAAAUAAUCAAUAUCACGAUGAUGUAUUAUUAUUAUUUUCUGUGUGUUACCUUUCUAAGUCAACUCAGUGGUUUCCAUGCCAGAGAAACCUGACAUACUUGAAAUCAGGUACAUUGUAGUGCAGUAUAGUGAAGAUGUAUUUAUUUCUCUUUCUCUUGUGAGGGUGCCGGGUUCUGCCUCUGUCUGCAGACGAUGAGACGAUGAGCUGAGAUACGUGGUUUUGCUCAUGUUUGAUGCAUCGAGUGAAGAGCUGGUCAUUUAGUUUGAUGAUUCACCUGAAACAAACUAACUUCACUUCCCCCAACUCAGUGACUUUUGGCUGACUCCUUUCUCUUGUUCAUUUCCAGUGAUGCGUCGUUUUUAAGUGGACUGAGCUCUGUGGGUGUAUCGUCAUGGUGCAUGAGGUUCACAUUUCACGUGUCGACGUUGGAGCAUCGCGGGUUUCGCAGUAAUUUAGUUUGAAUCAAGUUGAGUAUCAUAUCGCAUUUUGACAGAGUAGCUAUUUCUCUUUAGUGUACAUACAGAGAUUCAAGUCAGUAUUUCUUCUCUAAAUGGACAGUUGACAGGUGCAGGGGAGUAUCUGGUGUCUUGUGGGCUCUCAGUUUAUUCUCUGAUUCUUAAUUUCGCAGAAGGACGGAGCUCACGUUUAUAUGAUUGUAGAUAAACACGACAGAAAUGGCAAACUACAGUAUUUUUUUAUUCUCCAGGUGUCACCGCUUCUUUGCCUACGUGUCGUCACAGUCACUUCUCUCACUUUGUCCUCAGCUUCGACCCCUUGUGAAGACAGACAACAUGAAAUGGGGCAAAUCGCAUGGAAUUGGCAGUUUUUCAACUAAAAUAUUGGGGGAUUGAAACCAUCAUCGUCGUGAUGGACAAACACUGCUGUGGCACAUUCACACUUUAUUGCUUUCUUGAUGUAUGUAGCACAAAGUGACCCAUAUACAUGAAAACACCUACUCUCAGUCCACAGGUUAAGCAGGUUAUGAGUAUAAGUAUCGAUAGUAAAAAGCAUAGACACAUUAUCCAAUGCACAGAAUAAAUUGAGAAAUUGAACCACACACAACUGAAAAACAUUCGGGGGGCACUCCAUCUGAUUCAGUAUUAAAAUUAUAUAAAGCUGGGGAAUUUUUAGAAAAGAAGACGAAUGGUAGAAAUCGAUGCAGCAGAAGCUGAAAUAUCUGGAUGUUUAUGGGUCAAGCUCCAGAUAUUCUGGAUACUGCACUACCCACAAUACACUGCGGCUUUCUGUUGUAAAGUCUUAAUACAUGCAUACAUCACUGUGACACCAAAGGUUCUCCGUGUUCACCUGCGUGGGACAAUUGACUCAUCACAGAUGGAGCUGCGGCGGGAAAAAAGAAAGCAGAUGAAAUAGUCUCCCUGUGAAUUUCAAGUGAUAAUAUUACUUUGAAAUCACGCACUGCACAUAUGUUUUAAGUUAGCGUGAAACGGUUAAGCGUGCAGAUUUCUUGACACAGGUGCGGCCAGUAACCUAAAGGUGCACCAGGAAAACCAGCGUGCACCAAAGCUGCCAGUUAAACCAACCACCGCGCCCGCUCAAAUUCAGUCUGCCCAAGUGAACAACAAGUGCUUCUUUCUCGUAGACGGACGACAAUCUGGUUGGCGGUUGAAGACUAUGGGAUGCGGCGGGCGUUGAGGGAGAAGAGUUUGUCGAGGGGUCGUGGAAGGUUUUGCUUCAUCGUGUUGAGCAUUUCAGGGUCUGAGUUCUGACGUGGUGAAUUCCAUAUACAUAUACAUAUAUAUAUAUACGAGUGAUGUUUAACAUGUGCAUGGGUUUCUCUCUCUACAGGUCAAACGUAUUGGUCCUAUGUGAAUGAUAAUAUCUUUUGUCUCACCACUAGCCAAUGAUUGUAUAUUUUUAUAUACCAUAUAUAGCAAGAUAUAUAUGAAUAUAUAAUAUUUAAUCACCAGAAUGUUAUAGAGUAAAGAAAGAAAGGGCAGGACGUGUAUUUUGGGAAUGUAAUUAGUUAAAAAUAUUGCUCAUGAGAAUGGUCCACAUACAGGCCCACUGACUGAAGUCCACUUCAUUGACUGCACUUCAGACCAAAAGGAACCAGCAGGUAAUAAUGUGAUAUUUAGUGAAGGAGAACCAUUGUGUAUGUUUUGGCUGAUGGUACUUUACAUGGUCGGCUGUUAGGAGGUUUCACGAUGGGCUUGGAUCGUUCCCGGAGACUGAGUCGACUUCACAAGUCUCAUUUUGAACGCUUGUCCUCUAGCAGCUAUUCUGACUGCAGCUCCAGACCUUGCGGUGUAGAAAUCGACACUUGACUCCGGACUCGAAGGAACGUCUGACGCCUUCGUUUUAGAUUUUCUUCAGCAGCAGAGAGAUCCAAAAUGGAACGCGUUCGCUCGUUCGCUCUUUCGUUCGUUCGCUCGUUUGUUGGUUGGUUUGUUGGUUUGUUGGUUUGUUGGUUUGUUCCGUGUCGUGUGACGUGGGCUUGAACGACUCGACCUACCAGCAGCCUGUCGGUGCAGGUCAGAGUCUGUAGCACUGAGAGAGCUGUCUCUCUGUAACUGGUCCUACACACACACACACACACACACUGUACACUUUUGUCAAAUGUAAUAUUUAAGCUUUUAAGACAUCUAACCAAAAAAAGUCAACCUAUCAAGUACUAGAUCUCUACCUAUCUCUCUCUCUCUCUCUCUCUCUCUCUUCUCUCUGCUUUGAGCCAUGAAAACCAUGUAGCUUCGACCUUUUAUUUACCUCCAUGAAAGGAUGUGGAGGACUUGACCUGCAUCUGUGGACAAAUGCUUUCCUCUGACUUGGACCCAGAGCAGGAGAUACAGAAGCAGUUUAGCGUCUUGCAAACUUAUACGAUGUCAUCUUGACAGUGAGGAACCACGAAAGGACAAAAAGUCUGAUUUUUAUUUUUUAUUUUUUUCGUAUCACGGAAAACAACUGCUGUACGUGACGGUGUGUUUUUUUUGUUGUUUUGUUUUUUUAAGUUUAAAAAAAAAUGAAGAGAUACGUGUUUAAAACCUCGACUGCACACAGAUGUGUGUGUCAGAGAGCGUGAGUCUGUCUCCGUUCUCCUCGUGUGGAUCCGACAGAUGUACGAUAUAUUUUUUCUUGUAAGCUCGAGUGUUUGUCGACCGCUGUUUGAUCCCGACAGAAAAUAUUUUAAGAGGACUAUUUUGAAUAUAGAUUUAUUUUUCUUUUAUUCUAGGCUGGAGGAGAGAAAAACAAAUCCACCUAGCCUGUUGUCACAGGAUUUUAAUUAAUCUACUUGUAUCUUUAAAGAAGAAAUAUGAAUUCCCCUUUUUCAGGAGAAACGAGAGGGGAUCAUGCACCUCUUUGUUUUUCUGUUGUACAGAUGUUAUUUUGAUGUCCAUGCUGACAAAAGCUUUGGAAAUAUGAACAGAAUGUGAGAAAGGGAUUACAUUAUUAAAUACACAUUUCUAUUGCAAGUAUCUUCUAUUUUAGAUAUGAUAUAUAUAUAUAUGUAUAUAUAUAUAUAGAAAAACUAUAAAUUAUAAGAUAUGAAAUGAUAGUUUGGAGAGGAUCUGGUUUGAAGGUGCAAUACCGUUGGCAUUUUUAGUGUUUGACCCAUAGGACAGAUGUUUUUUAUUGGUUUCACCAUCAGCUGAAUAUUUCCACUUGGUUUAGAAAUAGUUACCUGUAAGUUCCCUUUGUCUUGAGUGUUGCCAGUGCAAACGCAGUAACAGAAGAACAUACGAUGCAAUUACAGUUAUGUAUCGGCAAGAUCAAAGUGACAGUGGUGCAUUUUAUGAAAUAUAAUAGAACGGUGACACAUUACAGAUAAAUUUGACUCUUGGAUCGUGGAUGUGAGAAUCUGAUUUGUAUCUGUGUGCAGAAUUCAUGCCGGCAUUCAUUCUUAUUAAAUUAGAGGUUAUUGUGUGGAUUUUUUUUUUAGGCAAACCUAUUCCAGAGAAAAAACUUCUAAGAACCAAUAGCAGCACCGAAAGAAACCAACGUUCGGCAAAUUUGACUGCACUGGCUCAUGGUACCACUCAAACGACUUGAAUUCUUUUCUUAUGGGAUGUUCAUGCAUGACAGUUCAUAGACGCAUGUAAAGUCUUCACCCCGAAGGGAGGAAGAAAAAUAUGACUCAUUUCCAACCAAUUGAUUCAGAAACAAGCUGCAGACUAGCGAGAUAGAACUCACCCGUUGUGUAGCAGCGACUAGGGCAGCCGACUGUUAGUGUCUGAAGGACCUUGAGACCUUGUGUUCCACUCGCUUCUCCUCUCAUCGUUAUUCAUACCUGACAAACCAGGAAGGAGGUUCCAAGUUUGCACAUAAUAGAAUAUCCACAAAUUGACCACUUGUCGGUAGCGGGAUGCUGCACCCACGGCCCCUCGUUGGCUUGAGUUUCUUUCUGUACCAGCUCGUGUUUCUAACGUUGACCUCCUUCGGGAUGGCGAACAGCUCCAGACGUGUGGCAGCAGCAGCAGCAGCAGCAGCAGCAGCAGCAGCAGCAGCAGCAGCAGCUUUACGACGCAGACGUCCUGUCAGCCAGUGGUUCUGCUGUUCAAACAGCUCGUCCACAGCGGAGCCGUGAAUUUCGACCACUCCCCUCUGAUAAGAGCUAGUACUCAUUAUUUUGGACUCUGUCAUCCCUUGAAUGUAGGACUCAGUGAUGCUCUAAGUAUUUGAAGGUCAGAUUGAGGCUACUGGUUUGUGUUUGGAUCAUUUUUGAAUAUAUAUUUUGGCCAGCCAUCUCGGUGUUUGGCUACAGCAGCCAUGGAAGAUCUGGAUUUAGCUCCUUGCUUCGCUGAACUUUGACCCCUGGGGGUUUCAUCUUGAGAAAGCCACCUCGUGACCAGAGAGAGAUAAAAACUGAUUGGUCUUGUGUGCCCGUGUGUGCUAAUGCAGCUUCAACGAAAGAGCCGAAAGGCCCCGUCUGACAGCGUCAUGUACAUGAUCAUGGUCUUAAAGAAUUUAACAGCACGCUGGCGUUAACCAAGACUCUAUAUAUCCAGGCCGGUUGUUUUUCCCCAGCCUGUCGACUCAGAGGCAGGGGAUCCAAAGCUCCAUGUGCGAAGGCUUGUCUGUUCCUUAUUUACUGGGUAAAUGUCGGGGCAGUGUGUCUCCGUCCUCCACUGGUCAGUAGUGUCUUAUUGUUCCUCGUCUUAUAGUUCACUACUCAUGAGAAGUGUUAAAAGGGCCUUUGAUCGGAAUGAGCCGUUUGUCUCCGUUCUUUUCUGUCAGAGACGUCCGUUAUCGAUCCUCAAGGUUAUUUUGUGGAGAGGUGAUUCACACAGACCAAUGUGUGGUGAUAUUAGUAGUGGCGCUACUGUUAAAUGUAGUAUUUAAUAACGGCACUAUUUAUGGUCAAAACUGAACUAGAGUGUGUUCUUGUGCUUGCAGUAGCUUCGGAGGCAGGUGGCUGCUUUGUAACUGAGUUCUUUAACAUAAGCCACUCCCCCUCAACUGUGUGAGGGAUUUCAUUGGUUCUGAGGUUGCUAAGUGACACUGGCCCAACAUCAUUUGGUUUCCUCGGUUACCAUUUGUCUCCUUGGUGAAGACUGCACGGUCUCACCGCCUACACACCCUUUUCUUCUUCUUCUUCUUCUUCUUCUGCUUCUCGUUCUUUUUUCUAAAGGAGAGUUCUUGAUUAUGAUUUUUUUUUGUUCAUUUCAUUUUAGAUUUUAGUAAGAAAGAAUACAAAUGAAAUAAAUCAGAAUAUUAAUUCAAUCACUUUUUCUACUCCUAUUUUCAAUAAAAAGUGAAAAGAAAAACCAAACAAAAAGUUGAUUUGUAAAUAAGUAAUGUACAGUUUGUAUCUGUAACUCGUCAGUCUGUCAUUGGUGACAGAGUCUGUCUUGCUUAUAACGCACGCUAACAGUAAAUAAAAAAGGAAAAAGUAUAUUUAGACUGUAUGGUCCCUUGAAAGCAAGUUUUAAAUUAAUAUCUGAUGUAUAUUCCUGUAACAUUGCAUUUUUAUCUGAGGAAUGAUGUUAUUAAAAAAUUGCAAAUAAAUUGCAUUUCCUACA